AUGUGUGGGAUAGCGUUGAUUGUAUCUGGAAUUGAUGUUGAUUUAUCUUGUUUAUUCCCCAACUUCGAUUGCCCAUCUCCACUGUCUCCUUCACAGACGUCGCUAUUCUCAGAGGAGGACAUAAGGGCGGCCCUGCAAAGAAGGGGCCCUGAUAGUUUAGGAACUCAUACCGUCAAUGUCUGUUCAAAUUUUUUCAACGGUCAGCAGAAACAUUUCUUGGUCCAGUCUAUUGCUCAAAAAGAAUUUGAAGGGGCGACAGAAAAUGGCCGUGAAAAUAAUUUGCAGGGGAAGUUGCGAUUUAUUGGCGCAACACUGCAACUUAGAGGAGAUAGUCCAGUUUCUCAGCCUGUGACCGAUGCAUUCGGCAAUGUUCUUGUUUAUAAUGGUGAAAUAUAUGGAGGGAUUCAUAUUGGUAGUGACAGCAGUGACACGCAGGUCCUCAUGAAGUCUCUGGGACAGUGUUGCUCAUGUACUUACCAUGGAGAGAGAAAGCUUUCUACCUGUUCCGGAGAAAAUAAUAAAACUGUUCCAGAACUUUUAUCAAGUAUCAAGGGUCCAUGGGCUUUGAUUUAUUGGCAGGAUAGCACAAAAACAUUGUGGUUUGGCCGAGAUGCAUUUGGAAGGCGAAGUCUUCUUGUUCAUUGGCCAACACACCUUGAUCCUCGGCUACUGCUGUCCUCUGUGUCUCCACUUUCUUCAAUCCUUCAGCAUUUUGAUAUUGAUGAUGAGAAAGGGAAAGUUGAAGUGAAUUUCUGGGACGAGUUGCCGUGUGGUGUUUAUAGCAUCUCAAUGUCUCCCAUGAAACCUGAUGGACAUGUUAUCGGGAAAGUCAAAAAACACGAGUGGACUGAUUCAGGUCUAAAAGAUUUGGUGACAUGGGAGAGAACUUGCAUCCAACCUAAAUCCAAGAGUUUAAAUGCUACUAGCUUCAGAAAUGCACAGACCAUGGAAGAAAGCACAUUUUCAGAUUUCGAAUUUGAAUUAGAGUCUGUAAAAAGUACACUUUUGGCCCCAUCUCAUAAAGUGAUGAUGGCUCUGAGAGAAUCCAUAAUGCGGCGAACCACUUUAAAUAGAGUCUACAAGGACUUUCUUAAGAGGCAUAGAAAAGAAAGACAUGCUCCUAUAGCGGUGCUUUUUUCUGGAGGUUUAGAUUCUAUGAUCAUAGCUGCAUUGCUGCAUCAGUGUGUUGAUUCUGAAUAUGACGUUGAUUUGCUUAACGUCAGCUUUGAUGGAGAUUCAGCUCCUGAUAGAGUUUCAGGGAGGGCUGGAUUGAAGGAACUCCAGAAAAUUGCACCGUCAAGGAGGUGGAACCUUAUUGAAAUUGAUGCUGAUUUACUGAAGUUGACCUCUGAAACAAAACAUGUCAUGGCACUUAUAAAUCCUUCUAAAACCUACAUGGACCUAAAUAUAGGCAUAGCAUUAUGGCUAGCUGCUGGAGGAGAUGGUUGGCUUUAUCAUGCCGAGUGCGAACGUGUCAAGUACAAGUCCACAGCCAGGAUUCUCCUGGUGGGUUCUGGUGCCGAUGAACAAUGUGCAGGAUAUGGUCGACAUAAGACAAAAUUUAGAAAUAAAAGUUGGCUCGGGCUCCAUGAUGAAAUGAAACUAGACAUGCAAAGAAUUUGGAAGAGGAACCUAGGGAGAGAUGAUAGGUGCCUAGCCGACAAUGCAAAGGAGGCAAGGUUUCCGUUUUUGGAUGAAGAUGUCAUAAGGACAUUGCUUGAUAUACCUCUGUGGGAGAUUGCGGAUCUCGAUCAACCUAGUGGAGUUGGUGAUAAGAAGGUUCUAAGGGAGGUUGCAAGAUUACUUGGUCUGAAUGUAGCGGCUUGUCUGCCCAAGAGGGCAAUUCAGUUCGGGUCUAGAAUCGCGAGGGAGUCGAACAAGAAGAAUUUCGGAAGUAAUCGAGCAGCAAACCAAGCCUCUGCUGGGAGUGUGGUCAUUUAUGGGUCAUCAAAUAAUAACACCUCUGUUGCCUGA
Striga hermonthica is the source of this 1974-nucleotide messenger RNA. NCBI's taxonomy places the organism in Eukaryota, Viridiplantae, Streptophyta, Magnoliopsida, Lamiales, Orobanchaceae. The record is from the annotation of a GenBank genome assembly.